Mollisia scopiformis is the source of this 3368-nucleotide messenger RNA. RefSeq names its product Adaptor protein complex AP-2 alpha subunit. Lineage: Eukaryota; Fungi; Ascomycota; Leotiomycetes; Helotiales; Mollisiaceae. The record is from RefSeq and is a predicted model, not a curated record. The coding region runs from base 322 to 3306 and encodes 994 amino acids. The transcript has 7 exons. Gene Ontology annotation, biological process: clathrin-dependent endocytosis; intracellular protein transport. Gene Ontology annotation, cellular component: membrane coat; AP-2 adaptor complex. Gene Ontology annotation, molecular function: clathrin-cargo adaptor activity.
CUCAAGUACAAUUAUUCAGCAGUAUCAACGUCGACAAUUAAUCCAACGACAAACCUACAGGAGAGCUGGCUACCACGCCACAAUCACAUUGUCGGAUGGAGUUCCACGAGCAAGGCUAAUCCGACAAGGCUCUUGCGAUCUGCCGCGCUCUUAACAGUCGCAUGAACAUCAGUGAACCCGCCUUUACGAGCAGUCAGCAUCAGCAGAAGACGCCCCGGAUCUCGAGGCUGGUCUGCGAAAGAUAUCAACUAGGACGGACAAUCAUUUGGGCAAACACAGCAGCAUCAUUUCGGCCAGGAGGGAGUAACAAUAACCAACAUCAUGGCCUCGUCGGGAGGAGGGUUUCUGAGCCGCGGCUCUUCAGGAAACAAUGCGAACAUGCGUGGACUGGUCCAAUUUAUCGCAGAUUUGAGGAAUGCGAGAGCAAGAGAACUAGAGGAGAAGAGGAUCAACAAGGAAUUGGCGAACAUAAGACAGAAAUUCAAAGAUGGCAACCUUAGUGGCUAUCACAAGAAGAAAUAUGUCUGCAAGCUUCUCUACAUCUACAUACUUGGAUGGAACGUCGAUUUUGGACAUUUAGAAGCUGUCAAUCUCAUUUCCGCGAACAAAUACUCCGAGAAACAAAUUGGCUACCUUGCUAUGACCCUUUUCCUCCACGAGCAGCAUGAACUGUUACAUUUGGUUGUUAAUAGUAUAAGAAAAGACUUGACGGACCACAAUGAAUUAUUCAAUUGCUUGGCACUACAUGCGAUUGCCAACGUGGGUGGUAGAGAGAUGGGUGAAGCACUGAGUGGAGAAGUGCACCGACUGCUGAUAUCUCCGACUUCAAAGGCAUUUGUCAAGAAGAAAGCUGCUCUGACAUUGUUGCGAUUGUAUCGGAAACACCCAGAUAUCGUCCAGCCGCAAUGGGCAGAACGUAUUAUAUCGUUGAUGGACGAUGCCGACAUGGGCGUAGCUCUUUCAGUGACUUCCUUGGUGAUGGCGUUGGCGCAGGAUCAACCAGAUCAAUACAAAGGCAGUUAUGUGAAAGCUGCAUCACGAAUGAAGAGAAUAUUGGUGGAUGGGGAAUACGCGCAAGACUAUCUCUACUACAAAGUUCCAUGUCCUUGGAUACAGGUGAAGUUGUUGAGAUUGCUGCAAUAUUAUCCUCCGUCAGACGACCUACAUGUUCGAGAAUUGAUUCGAGAAUCACUCCAAAAGAUCCUCAAUCUCGCUCUCGAGAUGCCCAAAAACGUCCAGCAAAACAACGCACAAAACGCUGUCUUGUUCGAAGCCAUCAACUUAAUCAUCCAUCUCGACACGGAGCAGGCGCUGAUGAAGCAGAUAUCGCACAGAUUGGGCAAGUUCAUUCAGUCGAGGGAGACUAAUGUGCGAUACCUUGGCUUGGAAGCAAUGACACAUCUUGCAGCACGAGCAGAAACACUCGACCCAAUCAAGCAACACCAGACCAUCAUCAUUGGCUCGUUAAAAGACAGGGAUAUCAGUGUUCGGCGAAAGGGUCUUGACCUGCUAUACAGCAUGUGUGACCAGACGAAUGCCCAACCUAUCGUUGGCGAAUUGUUACAAUAUCUCCAAAACGCCGAUUUUGCGAUACGAGAGGAGAUGGUACUGAAGAUUGCCAUCUUGACAGAAAAAUAUGCGACCGACAUCCAGUGGUAUGUGGAUAUCUCGCUGCGACUCAUUGCAAUGGCAGGAGACCACGUCAGCGAUGAAGUAUGGCACCGAGUCAUUCAGAUUGUGACGAAUAACGAAGAGUUGCAAGUCUAUGCGGCUCAAAAUAUCCUGCAAUAUGUCAAGGCAGACCAUUGUCACGAGACAUUAGUAAAGAUUGGUGGAUACAUCCUUGGCGAGUUUGGCCAUCUAAUCGCAGAAGACAAAGGGUGCAGUCCCAUUGAGCAGUUCUUGGCGCUCCAAGGCAAACUUCAAGGCUGUUCCUCUGGAACGAGAGCGAUCAUCCUCUCAUGUUUCAUUAAAUUCGUCAACCUCUUCCCGGAGAUCAAAAGUCGACUCAUGUUUGUAUUCCGAGCAUACAGUCAUACUCUGGACUCGGAGCUUCAGCAAAGAGCAUGCGAGUAUCUUGCACUUGCAAGUUUGCCUACCGAUGAUUUGCUUCGGACUGUCUGCGACGAAAUGCCUCCUUUCCCCGAGCGCCAAUCAGCUUUGCUAUCAAGGCUGCACCAAAAGCAUGCCAACACGAGUGACAAACGAACCUGGGUCGUGGGUGGCAAGGAUGCAAAUGCUAACGAGAAAGACUUCAGUCUAGCGAAAAAUCCAGGAUUGAAACGUGCUUUCAGCAAUGCAAAUGGUACUACCACCAAUGGCUCCAAUGGUACCGUACAUGGUACCGCCACGAACGGUACGAAUGGCCAUGCGAAGGUUGCCAACGAUCUAGAUGGACUGGAUAUGACAGAUGCAGGUCCUUCAGAGCCCAAGACAUUGAAGGCACCAAAUUUGGCUAGUGCUGCACAUCUGUCGCCGGGUUGGGAAGUCGGCUUCAAUCGACUCAUGCUCAAGGGUGAGGGUAUACUCUAUGAAGAUGGUCAGAUUCAAGUCGGAGUGCGAUCCGAGUACAGAGGGCAAGCAGCUUGUGUUGUCCUCUACACAUCGAAUAAAGCUCCUGCUACCAUCACCUCUUUUACCACGACAAUGGAUUUAGACCCAGCAGAGAAGGACAACCUGAGCUAUGAAGUGAGGGACUUACCAGACAGCUCAAUUGAUCCAGGCGCUCAAGCGCAGCAAAUGAUCAUGUUCGAGGCGAAGAAAGUCUUUGACAAAAGUCCAACGAUGAGAAUCAGCUAUCUUGCUGGGGCCUUGCAAGCGGUCACAAUUAAAUUGCCAGUCAUGAUCCACAAGUUUAUGGAUCCUGCUGAGUUGUCUGCGGAUGAUUUUUUCAAACGUUGGAAGCAGAUUGGCGGUGCGCCACGUGAAGCUCAGCGCAUCUUUGGUGUAAAGGGUGGGAAGGGAGGAGAUUACGAGUUCAACGAUUCUUUUAUCAGAAAGACGGUGGAGGGUUUCAGAUGGGGAAUCCUUGAUGGCGUCGACCCAAACAAAAAGAACUUUGUCGGCGCCAGCGUGUUACAUACGAGCGAAGGUGGCAAAUUCGGGUGCCUGUUGAGAUUAGAGCCCAAUUAUACGACACAGAUGAUACGUCUGACUCUUCGAGCAACAGACGAAAGUGUGCCGCCGGUCUUGAUCAAAAUGAUGGAGGACCGUCUGGCUGUCGGUGUAUCGACACUGCCAGAGGUAUUCGAAGCUCCGACCAGGAGGGAUAUUUCAGAUGCAUUUUCGAAUGUUUUAGUGACAUAAUUGAUAAGGGGUAAUUUUUCUGCUGCUGACAGGGCAUUUGGGAAGCGUCGUUGGUACAUAGC